UCUGCUGUUGUCUAGGCAACCAAGUGUAAACUUUCUCAGAGUCCUUCUCUAAAGCAGCCCUGGCAGCCAGAAACAAAAUGGUAACUCUGAGAAGAAGAGUAUUUCCAGCCAGUGGGCAGUAGUUGCGUAACAUGGCUGCCUGCUUUGAGAACUUUUCUUUAGCUACUGGUAUCAAAGGAACAGAUGCUGUGCAGAUCGGGAAAGCGUCAAGAGGUUACAAGGUCUCCUCCAUUCCUUAUAAAUACCAGACAAGAAUGAUCCCAAACUCAGAAAAAAAGGGAUUUAAUUCUCAAGCAAAGAGGUUUCAGUAUAACCUGAAUGAAAUUCCAGGCCCAGGAUUCUAUAACGUCGUUCACCAGUCUGCGGAGAUUAACAGCACCUCACUGUCGAAGAAGGGAACGGGCUACUUUCCUUCCAUGGAUGCUCGUCUCCCACACAACAGAAAACCCAGCUACCCUGCCGCAAACGCCUACAACCUCUCGUUGGCAUUUCAAUCCAAGCAAGACUUCAGCACGGGAAACUCCAGUAUGUUUCAGCAACCAAUCGCUAAGCAGAGAGCGCAAACCUCCACCCCAGCGCCCAACCAAUACAACGCCUGUCUAGAUUUCUGCAAGCAAAACAACAACGUGUGUGCCCGGGCGGUGUUUUUAUCCAAAACGACAAGAGGAUUAAGCACUGAUAAAACAGAAAAAUGGCCUUCUCCGUGCCAUUACAGAAUCAAUGACUCCCUCGUCAAGAAGUCCCCCAGGAUUCUAGUGUCUUGCUUCAGAUCAAAUACUCAUCGCGAAACAAAGGUGAACACAGUAAGCCCAGGGCCUGCAGCGUAUCAGCUAAGCAAACCCCCUAAAGCAGCAAAGAAGACGCCUUCCACGCGAAAGCAAAACUUGAAUUUCUCUGCCCCCGCCAUACCACCAGCUAAAAAUCCACCUUUGCCUGGGCCAGGGCAGUAUGAAAUAGUGGACUACCAAGGCCCACCAAAGCAUUACAUCUCUAGUGCUGUAUUUGUCUCAAACACGGGACGGUGGAGAGGGGACACAUCUCAGCAAGGGAUACCUGGGCCAGGUACUUAUCUGCCAGAAGUACCAGGGAAGCAGUCCUUUAUCUACAACAUUGAUAACAAGUGGAUUCCAGUACUGUAGACAUCAGAGCCCCCAUAUUUUGGAGAAAUUCUGCAAAGACUGGACUUCAUGCAAAACCAGCACUGCAUCCGCUAACGCAUGGGCAAGCUAUAGUGUCCCCGGCCCCCAUGUUUUAACUGUCCUUAUAGUCUGGUAUCUGAUACUGGUGUUUUGCACAUAUUGCAAACUGAAAGGUGAUCAUUAGGCUGAAAUUGAUCUAAGAUCGUCCAAUUAAGUUGACAUUGAACAAUUCAUGCAAAUAUUGUUUGAUUCUUUUUUACCCUAUGUAAUUAGUGGUCAUGUACUUUGGCACUGAUAAAUUCGGGUCAUAUAUCGGCCAAUCACGUGAAAUACAGUCUCAACUAAUCAACAACAA
Molecule: messenger RNA, 1494 nt
Organism: Trachemys scripta elegans
Lineage: Eukaryota; Metazoa; Chordata; Testudines; Emydidae
Gene: STPG1
Product: sperm tail PG-rich repeat containing 1
Exons: 9
Coding region: 132-1139 (335 amino acids)
Biological process (GO): epigenetic programing of male pronucleus
Cellular component (GO): male pronucleus; germinal vesicle; female pronucleus
Molecular function (GO): chromatin binding; histone binding
Source: RefSeq, a predicted model, not a curated record